Messenger RNA from Brassicogethes aeneus, 747 nucleotides. NCBI's taxonomy places the organism in Eukaryota, Metazoa, Arthropoda, Insecta, Coleoptera, Nitidulidae. The record is from the annotation of a GenBank genome assembly.
AGAUUCAAAAUGGCAAACGACUUUGUGGAACAAUUGAAAAACAAACAGGAACUCGACUAUUUUAAUCAGGAAGUUUUAUGCAAAAAACUGUAUGGGCCCAACGUCAUAAAUGAUCAAAGACCAUCAAUGUACAACGAAACAUUAAAAAAAAUAAUGUGUCCCGCCUACUGGGAUACGAUUUACUGUUGGCCUCCUACACCGGCCAACUCGACUAUAGUUGUUGGAUGCCCAUCAUAUGUCACUGGGUUUAUUGAGUCCUUAAACAUGUUUAAUUGUUUUUCUUUUUCAAACCCCAGAAACGAGUGGUCUAAAUUAAUUAAAGAUAGCCGAGAAUCUCUGGUCGUCCCCAACGACUUUUUUAAACAAAUAUUAGAAAUAUUUUCCAACACCAAAACAAAACACAAAGUGCUUGAAGUACUUUUCGCCAACGAUGUUGGCGAAGUGUUACACUUUUCUUCUGAAGAUAUAUUAGAAAUAUUCCUCAACACCAAAACAAAACACAAAGUGCUUAAAGUAUUUUUCACCAACGAUGUUGGCGAAAUGUUACUUUUUGGAUCUGAAGAUGCCAACAUCGUUGGCGAAAAACAUGAACCCAAACGAACUACAAGACUAGCAAAGUUAGGCUCCAAUAGCGUUUUAACCAACCAAGCCAUUCAUGAACCCCAAUUGAAUGUGGGUAUUACCAAAUCCCUGGUCGAGGGCGACUCCGGAUCGUACUUAGGUUUGGGUCGAUUUAACGUCCCCUGA